Silurus meridionalis is the source of this 2845-nucleotide messenger RNA. It is a transcript of the gene drc7, whose product is annotated as coiled-coil domain containing 135. Gene Ontology annotation, cellular component: motile cilium. Bases 152 to 2716 code for a protein of 854 amino acids. The transcript is spliced from 19 exons. The record is from RefSeq and is a predicted model, not a curated record. Lineage: Eukaryota; Metazoa; Chordata; Actinopteri; Siluriformes; Siluridae. Gene Ontology annotation, biological process: flagellated sperm motility.
UGCGCCGUUUGUCGUCACCAUAGAAACCGCUAUGGCGUCUAUGGCGCAAGGUAAACUAAAGUUCUGAAGCUAUAAUUUGUUAUAAAUAUAACAAUUAAACGACAGUAAACACGGUAACUAGCAAAAUUUGCCUUCUAAAAGCGAAUCUGGUAUGGAAGAUGCCAAACUGAAAGAGGAAAAGUUGGAGAUAGAGGAGGAGAAGAAAGAGGAGGAGAUGGAACAGAAGGAGGAGGAGGAGGAGAAAGAGGGAGAGGACGUAGGCCCGAGAAUGUUGCAGGAACUGGACCAGACUCUAGGCAAAAUGCAAAUCAAUUUCUCGGCUCCCCACCAGUCAGAGCCGAAGCCUAAAGUAGACCCGUCUGAAUGUCCUCCCUCGUAUAGCGAGAACUCGGCUGAAGAGAAGCUGAUGUUGUCCAUAGCGGAAAACUUCCACACUCAGUACUCCUACCUGUACCCCGACCGCAAACCACUGUUACUCUUCCCAGUCAAUGAAGUUGGAGUGCAGAAGUUUGUGAGCACCACGCUGCGGCGUACGCUUAUACCCUGUCCCGAGGUGUAUGACUGGCAGGGAUGUGCCAGUUUCAUCGCCGACUUUCUGACUUUGGAGAGCUUGGAUUGUCUGACUGAAGUGCCGAAGCAGCUCUGCUCUUCGACGUGGGUGGUGCAAACCCGGAGAGGCACAUGUUUCGAGUACUCCACCUUGCUCUGCAGUUUAUUGCUAGGCGCAGGCUACAACGCCUUCUGUGUUAGCGGCUAUGCAGUCAAAGAGAUGUGCUUGAUCGAUCUGAGCCACCAGGAAUGUCCACUUAUUAAACCUCAGGACACGGUGAAAGGGAAGUCACCUGAGAAGGAGGAGGAAGUGCAGAAGUACAGGGUGAAACCUGCAAGAGAACUGAAAAGCACCUUUAAGCAGCGUCAGGAGGAGAAAAAUCAGCAAGAGGGACGCCCACCGCUUGCCGAACAGCAAAAUGCUGAGAGUCUAAAGGAGGACCGUCCCUCAGAUCCACUACAUGGCCAACGGGUUCACAGCUGGGUUCUGGUUCUAGCAGGGAAACGUGACAUAUCAAAGAACUUCUUCAUCGACCCGCUCUCUGGCCAGAGCUUUCCUACAUCCAGCUCAUGUUUCCUCGGCAUCGAGAGCAUCUGGAACCAUGAAAACUACUGGGUCAACAUGCAGGACUGCCGCUCCGGUUGUACGGGGAUGACAUUUGACCUGCGAGAUGAUCUAACAUGGGAGUACAUGUUGUGUGGCCCAAGUAGCAGUUCAUCAGUUGCCAGUCCUGACAUAGAGGAUGAAGAACAAGACGAGCAAGAUGAUGAGGAGACAGAAGAGCUUGAUCUUUUUAAGAUGCCCCGGUCUUGGGUUACACAAAUCCACAUCUCAGAAGAAGAUAUGGAAAGUCGUUUCCCUGGUGGGUCGAAGCUUAUCCGUUACAGGAAGGCCACGCUGGAGAGAUUUUCCCCUUACCUUCUGAAAGAUGGAUUAGUCACAAGACUGACUACUUACGAUGACCUGGAAUACACUCAGCCCAACACAGUGAAGGAGUGGUAUAAAAGCCGACAGGAUAAACUCCAGGAGAGGGAACUGAAGAAAGCUUCCAAUGUCACUACCGAGCAUUUCUCACCAGGAAAGAGCUUCUGUCUAAAAACUCACAGGUACAAUCUCCAGGUCCCUGAGACUGAGCGUUUCAUGGAGUUCUACAGUAAAAUACGAGAUGACAACUUGGUCACUAGACUCAAAACACAUGAGGAGAUGACCGAGACGUUUCACGGCCGCCUGGACUUUCUCUAUUAUCGACACGUCAUUUACAGACCUUUGGAGCUGGCACAAAAACAUGGAGUUCAGCGACCCAUUCAGAAAAUUGUAGUGAAAUUCCAUAGAGAUCAAUCCAAACCAGCCAGCAGUGAUGUGGCCGAGCUAAUAUUCCAGAUUUCGCAGAAUAAAAUCGAGGUUAUGUAUCAUCUAGAGGACGACAGAAUCACUCCAAAUUUUGACAUCUUUGAAAAACCUUCCAAACCUGAUGACCCAAUUUCAGACAAGAUGUGCUCCAGCUUUCAGGUGACAGAUCUGCUUGAAAAAAACUCUCCGAAACUGAACAUGCACCAGACCUUUGAGUUACUAAUGGAGAUGGAGGAGAAAACGUUAACCAGUAUCAAGGCCUCUGAGAAAGAAGUGAGGGACAUCCUUGAGGUAAGAGACCAGGAGGAAAGUGACAUUGAGAUGAAGAUCUCCUUUUAUGACAUGGCCAGGAAUGAGAAGGCACGCCAGCAUGUGGAAACUCAGAAACAACUGGCCCAAGAGAAGCAACAGAAGAAAGAAUUCAAGAAUUUGGACAUCUUGGCUUCAUUCCUGGCUCAGUGGGGCGACCCGGAGACCCUGACCAAGCAGCAGGCGGUGCAGAUCCAUGCGAACUGUCUCGAACAUCUAAAGCAAAGAUCUGUAGACAUGGCCAACCGCAUUCAAGCUCGAUAUGAAAAGGAAACCGAGGAGCUCCAGCAGAAGCAGCAUUGGUACCAGAAGAACCGGUUCAACUUGACCAAACAGGACGAGGAAGAGUAUUUGGCCUACUGCUCAGAAGCCAUGUUCAGGAUCAGAAUUCUGCAGCUGCGUCUCAGCCGACACAAGGACAGCAGUCCACAGAAGUAUGUGUCCCUGAACAAGAGGCUGAGAAAAGACUCCAGACUGAUGCUGCACCUGGUCACACCCCAGAACUAAAAGUGCAGCCUGAUUCAGUUCCACUAGGAUACUGAUUUAUUCUAUUAGCAUUGUGCAUCAUUUCUGCUCACUCCGACUCUGUGGAGGAGGAAAUCUCAUCCCCGGAAUAAAGUGCAUCAGAUACACUAA